Aspergillus wentii DTO 134E9 is the source of this 2136-nucleotide messenger RNA. RefSeq names its product Zn(II)2Cys6 transcription factor. Gene Ontology annotation, molecular function: transcription cis-regulatory region binding; zinc ion binding; DNA-binding transcription factor activity, RNA polymerase II-specific. NCBI's taxonomy places the organism in Eukaryota, Fungi, Ascomycota, Eurotiomycetes, Eurotiales, Aspergillaceae. Gene Ontology annotation, biological process: positive regulation of transcription by RNA polymerase II. The coding region runs from base 118 to 1776 and encodes 552 amino acids. The transcript has 6 exons. The record is from RefSeq and is a predicted model, not a curated record. Gene Ontology annotation, cellular component: nucleus.
AUUUCUCCAUCUCCAACGUUCCUCUUUGCAUCCUCUUUCCUUUCUCUCCUCUUGUAAAUCACCUUCCCUAAUGCCUACGGGCUAACGUUCAUCUCGCAGAAGUGGGGGAUUCCAUUCAUGUCCGGAAGGAACGCCCCUCGCUCGAAGAAUGGCUGCAGUACGUGCCGCCGUCGCAAAGUCAAGUGCGAUGAGGAGCGCCCGGUGUGUAAACGCUGCCUCAACCUGCGCCUCAGCUGCGAGUGGGGAGUUCCCGUGAAACGAAGGGAAUCCCGCGUUCGCAGUCUGCAGCCGGCGCAGCCCCGGCACUCGUACAACAUCAACAUCAACCACAACUACGGCAAUAUUGCGGCCUUCUGGAAUGCCCCAGCAGUGGUCAGUGAUUUGGUUCCAGCCCAGCAGGAUGUCUUCCUCCCUCCGGUCUCCCCGUUCGAUCCGAAUCCGCUCUAUCCGACGCUUUCCGGUUCGGAAGUGCCCUGCGCCAACUCGCUCAUUUUGACGGAACACGAUCUGAAAUACUUCCAAUAUUUUCCCUCUUCGUCGGUGGUGUUUUAUUAUAUGAAAUCAUGGCAAUGGAGCAGUUUUUGCUAUCUGUAUCAGGGGCCGGCGGCGACCAGCAAGGUGAUUAUGCGUAUGAUCCUGGCGCUGUCGGCCAGCGAUAUGCAUCGGAAUGGGCUGGUGGUACGGUCACCAGGCCGUCCUACCGCGGAGGACCAUGCCCGGUAUCACUAUAGUCUGGCUGUGAAGGAGUUUCGCCAAUUACUCGAGACGCCGAGAGAGGUUUCGCACAUGGAAUUGGAGAUGAUUUUCGCCACGAUGUUUUUGAUGGUUACAUAUGAGUGGCAGUUUGGACACUUUGUGCGACAUCUUCAGCUGCAUCUGCAAGGAGUGCGAUCGCUCCUCGAGUCGCAUCCGCAGUUAUUCCAGCUCAAGGACAUCAAUGGCAUGUUCUUGGAUAUGAGUGUCGGCCAGGCCGAUGAGGCCAUGUCCAAGGUGUCUUUUAUUCCCGAGCAACUGCUGCUCUGGAUUCUGUAUGUGGAUGUUAGCUGCCGGCCCAUCGGGCUGACUGAAUCACUGUACGAUUAUGUGCUCAACUCGGGCAAUCCUGCCCUCCACCCCGAUUAUCUUCAUAAAUGCGCUCGUCUCUGGGGCCGAUGCUUCUGGGGCAGUCAAUACCCAGAUCAGGAAGUAUUGGAUGACGUUGAAAACCAUCGGGGAUUGGAAUUGCUACAUGAGGGUAUGGGGUUGCGGUACAAGACGUGGCAACUCGUCGUCGAUCCGACUGCGUCGAGUUAUACCACUGAGUCUUUGUUCACUGAAAUGAUGGGCAUUCGUGAUAAAUACUCGGAUCUAUUCAUCACGGCUAGAUUCGCUGGAGGAUCCUCGGCGCGACGCACGCUGAACACGAUCUACUUUGCCGUCAGCACAUUCUAUGCACAAUUUUUAUUCCAUCGUCGACUGCUCUGCAGCGGUCCUCCUACCAUUCUCCACCGGCAGACAGUGACCAGUAUCCUCGAGAUCACACGCAAACAAUACGCCGCGGAUCCGAAACUCUUACGACGGCUACAUUGGCCACUUUUGAUGGCAGUGAUAGAGACAGAUAACGAUAGUGAUCGGGUUUGGCUACGACAACGGCUAGGCGAACUCUGCGAGUACCAUUCUGAAUACGUAUGGGCAAAUCGAGUUGCAGAAGAAGUACUUUCCCAGCAGGAUGUGAGCCAGGGGCAAUAUGCGAAUCUGGCAGAACUACUGCGCAAUCACCAUGUAAACAGUUUGUAGUAUAAAAUAUAUCAAAUAAUAAUAAGACUAGACAUUCUCGAGAAAAUACGCAUCGUACGCCACCUCCCCUUUAGCUCUGGUAGCCCGUCCAACAAUCACCCGAUUGUUCAUCCAGCGAUACUUUUCAUGGCCAGUUUCAAUCUUGAUGUGCAAAUGGAACCAGUAGGAGUUGGGAUCGACGCCGUCUCCUUCCAUCAACGCCUUCAACACUUCCGGCGGACCAGAUCGCGUUCCCUCAGUUCGGAUAUACAAAUACGCCCCGUCGUCACUCUUAAUAACAUAAUUCGUAUUCACAUGCGUUGUCUGGUCGUCCUCGACGAGCAUAAAAUCCGCACCACCCGGAACAACCUCCCCAUUGAU